CGAGUCUCCGCCGAGCCGCGGUGCUGUGAUUGUUGCUCACAUACUCCACUCUACAAAGUUUGGCGAGCCAUAACCUUCUGAAAUCCAACAGCAAACAUAUUUUCGUUCAGCAAAAAUUCCAUAUUCUACAAACACAAGAAAGGAACAGAAGGAACUAAAAUCCAGAGGGUGGUCAAACAUAACCAAAAAUGGAAGGCACCCCGGUUGACAUUUUCAAAGACGACAAGUGCCUCUUGGCGCUCGCCGAAGACUGUUAUAUGAAUUCUACUUCGCAGUCUGGAUUUGCAGCAGGUGACAAUCUGACUUUGGACUCUGACGGGGAAGAGGAGUCAAUGUCCCCAAUAAUCCCCAUUAUCACAGCUGUGUACUCCGUGGUGUUUGUGGUGGGCUUGGUGGGCAACUGCCUCGUCAUGUAUGUUAUCAUCAGGUAUACAAAGAUGAAGACGGCCACCAACAUUUACAUCUUCAACCUGGCUCUGGCCGACGCCCUGGUCACCACGACAAUGCCUUUCCAGAGCACCGACUACCUGUUGAACUCGUGGCCGUUUGGCGAGGUGGUGUGUAAGGUGUUCAUAUCCAUCGACUACUACAACAUGUUCACCAGCAUCUUCACCCUAACCAUGAUGAGUGUUGACCGCUAUGUGGCCGUGUGCCACCCGGUCAAAGCCCUAGAUUUCCGGACACCCAUCAAUGCCAAGAUGAUCAACGUGUGUAUCUGGAUGCUGUCGUCGGCAGCCGGGAUACCAGCACUGCUACUGGGGGGCACCCAGACCAACAAUGGCACCACGGAGUGUGCCUUACAAUUCCCGGAGCCAUACGUGUACUGGGACACCGUGAUGAAGAUCUGUGUGUUUGUGUUUGCCUUCGUGGUGCCCGUGCUCAUCAUCACCGUGUGCUACUCCCUGAUGGUGCUACGACUCAAGAGCGUGCGUCUCCUCUCGGGCUCCCGGGAGAAGGACCGCAACCUGCGACGCAUCACCCGCCUGGUCAUGGUGGUGGUGGUGGUAUUUGUAGUGUGCUGGACGCCCAUCCACAUCUUCAUCCUGGUCAAGGCGCUGGUGAGCGUUCCAGAGACCACCGCCGUCAUGGCCGCCUACUUCUUCUGCGUCGCGCUGGGCUACACCAACAGCAGCCUCAACCCCGUCCUCUACGCAUUUCUGGAUGAGAACUUCAAGAGGUGCUUCAGGGACUUCUGCGUCUCGACAAAGCUGAAGAAGGGGGACAAGGGGUCGGGUAAAAACGACACCGUAAGGUCCCCGGAGGCCCCAGUUCCACUGGAGAACCCACACGGGACUAGAAAGCCGGCAUGACUAACCAUGGAAGUGUCUUUCAUUUCUCAAGUUGGAAAGGAAGACUCUAAUGAUCUGGGCCUAACCCAGGCGAUAUCAGGAAUGUGAGCACAGCAGUGCUACUGUUCCUCUGUAAAUAGCUCCAACUAGAUGACUGGUGUUCCAUUGUUUCUCUUGCAGUUAUUUGUUCCUAUCUCACAAUGGAGAUUCGCUAGGAUCACCUACUCUCGGAAGAACUUAUCGAAAGCGGUUGUUGGAGACAGAGCCAUAGAGCGGUGAAUGAGGUGAGCACCUCGCCUCCUUUAAAGGAGCCACUCUCCCGCCCUCUGGUUAUUCUCGCCUCUCUUCCACUCAAAGAGUUUUACUCUCUAGCUCACCUCAGAUCAACAGGAUCUCUGUUUUCCUGGUUAAUGGCUCAAGUGAACUGUGAAGGAUAUCGCUGCUGAGCGUAGGUCUUCAGACUCUGUCAAGAGGUUGAGUACUGACCGGAAGGUUUUUGUUUUGUGCAGAAAUGUGUUUUCUACUUCUCAGUCUCUGUUGGUAGCUAGCUUCAUGGCUAGCUAUUGAAACUUGGUUAGCCAACGCUGCAAGGCUAACUUGGCUAUCUCGCUGAGAGCCAAGCUAACCUCAAUAGCAGAUCCUACCUGCAACACGGUAGCAUUGCUAGCUCCCUUCUCUCGUCUAGUGCCCCCACUUGGUUUCCUUCAGCCAGCACUGAGCUAGCCACGCCACACCUUCACCAAGAGGUACCUGCUAGCUAACACCCCACUAGCCUUGGCUAUAGCGUACUACUGUGCUCAUUAUUGCUAGCUGUUAGCCACAAGGCUUCUAACUAGCUAGCUUAUUACUCUGUUUACAUGAGCUACUAUUUCCUAGCCACAUGCCGCAAGGCUUCUAAUUAGCUGGCCUAUGCCGUCGUUACGUUGUUCUUACAAAAGAUGUUGCUUUCUCCCCCUAGCAAGUUCCAAAAAGUGAAAAAAAGUUUUUAAAGUACGAAAUAUCAGAACAAGCAAUGUCAAGAGUGAAAUUAAAUGAUAAAUAUAUAUAUAUAUAUAUACACUGCUCAAAAAAAUAAAGGGAACACUUAAACAACACAAUGUAACUCCAAGUCAAUCACACUUCUGUGAAAUCAAACUGUACACUUAGGAAGCAACACUGAUUGACAAUAAAUUUCACAUGCUGUUGUGCAAAUGGAAUAGACAAAAGGUGGAAAUUAUAGGCAAUUAGCAAGACACCCCCAAAAAAGGAGUGAUUCUGCAGGUGGUGACCACAGACCACUUCUCAGUUCCUAUGCUUCCAGGCUGAUGUUUUGGUCACUUUUGAAUGCUGGCGGUGCUCUCACUCUAGUGGUAGAAUGAGACAGAGUCUACAACCCACACAAGUGGCUCAGGUAGUGCAGUUCAUCCAGGAUGGCACAUCAAUGCGAGCUGUGGCAAAAAGGUUUGCUGUGUCUGUCAGCGUAGUGUCCAGAGCAUGGAGGCGCUACCAGGAGACAGGCCAGUACAUCAGGAGACGUGGAGGAGGCCGUAGGAGGGCAACAACCCAGCAGCAGGACUGCUACCUCCGCCUUUGUGCAAGGAGGUGCACUGCCAGAGCCCUGCAAAAUGACCUCCAGCAGGCCACAAAUGUGCGUGUGUCAGCAUAUGGUCUCACAAGGGGUCUGAGGAUCUCAUCUCGGUACCUAAUGGCAGUCAGGCUACCUCUGGCGAGCACAUGGAGGGCUGUGCGGCCCCACAAAGAAAUUCCACCCCACACCAUGACUGACCCACCGCCAAACCGGUCAUGCUGGAGGAUGUUGCAGGCAGCAGAACGUUCUCCACGGCGUCUCCAGACUCUGUCACGUUUGUCACAUGUGCUCAUGUGCUCAGUGUGAACCUGCUUUCAUCUGUGAAGAGCACAGGGCGCCAGUGGCAAAUUUGCCAAUCUUGGUGUUCUCUGGCAAAUGCCAAACGUCCUGCACGGUGUUGGGCUGUAAGCACAACCCCCACCUGUGGACGUCGGGCCCUCAUACCACCCUCAUGGAGUCUGUUUCUGACCGUUUGAGCAGACACAUGCACAUUUGUGGCCUGCUGGAGGUCAUUUUGCAGGGCGCUGGCAGUGCACCUCCUUGCACAAAGGCGGAGGUAGCGGUCCUGCUGCUGGGUUGUUGCCCUCCUACGGCCUCCUCCACGUCUCCUGAUGUACUGGCCUGUCUCCUGGUAGCGCCUCCAUGCUCUGGACACUACGCUGACAGACACAGCAAACCUUUUUGCCACAGCUCGCAUUGAUGUGCCAUCCUGGAUGAACUGCACUACCUGAGCCACUUGUGUGGGUUGUAGACUUCGUCUCAUGCUACCACUAGAGUGAGAGCACCGCCAGCAUUCAAAAGUGACCAAAACA
Messenger RNA from Salvelinus fontinalis (brook trout), 3668 nucleotides. Its product is annotated as delta-type opioid receptor-like. The coding region runs from base 189 to 1310 and encodes 373 amino acids. The record is from RefSeq and is a predicted model, not a curated record. Gene Ontology annotation, cellular component: neuron projection; membrane. The transcript has 4 exons. NCBI's taxonomy places the organism in Eukaryota, Metazoa, Chordata, Actinopteri, Salmoniformes, Salmonidae. Gene Ontology annotation, biological process: neuropeptide signaling pathway; G protein-coupled opioid receptor signaling pathway; sensory perception of pain. Gene Ontology annotation, molecular function: neuropeptide binding; dynorphin receptor activity.